Molecule: messenger RNA, 3879 nt
Organism: Hippocampus zosterae (dwarf seahorse)
Lineage: Eukaryota; Metazoa; Chordata; Actinopteri; Syngnathiformes; Syngnathidae
Product: FERM domain-containing protein 5-like
Exons: 14
Coding region: 518-2215 (565 amino acids)
Cellular component (GO): cytoskeleton
Molecular function (GO): cytoskeletal protein binding
Source: RefSeq, a predicted model, not a curated record
ACCCUUACAUUGGCUCCACAAUUCGGCACACAUGGGGUAGCUAAAGUAUAGCACUUGAAUUAAUUGGCAUUCAUGAUGUGAUCGUUUAAAUGCCUUAUCCAUAUCAGCAAAUACGGAGACUUGUGCAUUCAUUAUUUGGACGUCGGCUAACUCCCGACACGACUUUCCGCAUUAUAUGUUGUUAUUGUUAUUAGUAUCGGCAUGCAGGUGGCUUUCAGUCACGACUGUUAGCUCCGUGAUUGGCGACUGCAAAGCCACCAUUCAAUCGUGGUGUAGUGAGGAGGGGAAGGUGUGGUUUAAAAAAAAAGGGCCAGGGGAGGAGGGUGACACUUGAACGUGGACCACUGAGCAGCAGUACCUGCGGUGCUCCUCACCCUGUCGAAGAUGCUCCAUCUGCGGCGCAGUUCACGGCCGCCUCCGCCGAUUAAGUGUUGGAGUACGGUGCGGGCGCGUCGUUAACUCGUAUGCAUGCGCCUCGCGUCGUCCUCCCCGGUCCGGUUCGCAGACCGCUGGGAAGAUGCUGAGCAGACUGAUGAGCAGCAGCAUCCGGAGUCUGGACCGGGAGUGUAACUGCACCGUGCGGCUGCUGGACGACUCCGAGUACACCUGCACCAUCCAGAGGGAUGCGAAGGGGCAGUACCUGUUUGACCUCAUCUGUCACCACCUUAACCUGCUGGAGAAAGACUACUUCGGCAUCAGAUAUGUGGACCUGGACAAGCAGAGGCACUGGUUGGAGUUUUCAAAGUCCAUUGCCAAACAAAUGAAAACUCAGCCUCCUUUCACCAUGUGCUUGCGUGUCAAGUUCUACCCGCCUGACCCUGCUGCCCUGCGGGAAGAAAUCACCAGAUAUCUGGUCUUCCUGCAGGUGAAGAGGGACCUCUACCAUGGCCGCCUGUUGUGCAAAACCUCAGACGCCGCUCUCUUGGCUGCGUAUAUCUUACAAGCUGAAAUCGGUGACUACGACCCCGGAAAGCACCCCGAAGGCUACAGCUCAAAAUUUCAGUUCUUCCCCAAGCAUUCGGAGAAGUUGGAGAGGCGGAUUGCCGACAUCCACAAGACGGAGCUGAGAGGCCAAAGCCCUGAAACGUCAGAGCUCAACUUCCUCCAGAAGGCUCAGAUGUUGGAGACGUACGGCGUGGACCCGCAUCCAUGCAAAGACGUGUCUGGGAAUCCAGCUUUCCUGGCCUUCACCCCAUUCGGAUUCACUGUGCUGCAAGGCAACAGGAGAAUUCAUAUCCUGACCUGGGAUGAGGUGACCAAGCUGAAAUUCGAAGCCAAGACAUUCCAUAUAUAUGCAAAUCAGACGGAGGAUCAAAAGAUCAUAUUGACCUACUUCGCGCCAACACCUGAGGCCUGCAAGCACUUGUGGAAGUGUGGCGUGGAGAAUCAAGCCUUCUACAAGUUGGAGAAAUCCAGCCAAGUGCGUACAGUGUCCAGUAGCAAUCUCUUCUUCAAGGGUAGUCGCUUUAGAUAUAGUGGAAAAGUUGCAAAGGAGGUGAUGGAACAAAGUGCCAAAAUUAAAAGGGACCCACCUGAGAUCCACAGGGCGGGCAUGGUGCCAAGCAGGAGCUGUCCGUCCAUCACGCACGGCCCUCGUUUGACGAGCGUGCCUAGGACACGACGGAGAGCGGUGCAUAUCUCCAUCAUGGAGGGUCUGGAGUCUCUUCGCGACAGCGCCCACUCCACGCCGGUGCGCUCCGUCUCCCACGGUGACUCCUUCCUGCCCUCCCAAGGCCACAGGGUGGACGGCGGUGAGGCGAGUGUGUCCGCGGUCAUCUCCGACGAGGCCUACAGCCCUUCGGACAGCGUCCUCCCUACGCCCGUGGCAGAACGUGGGCUGGAGAUGAACCUCAAUGGCGCCCCCUGCAGUGUCGAUGAGGAUGAGGGUGGUGCGUCGCUGGAGGCAACCCACAAAAGAGCCGGAAGAAAAGCUCCGCGGGUGCUUAAAAGCCGACCGUCGCCCCCUAGUGACGCGGAGGAGCUGCACAAGUUCAUCCUGAGUGUUCUGCGCCUUUUCCUGGUCACCAUUGGACUUCUCUUCGCCCUCCUGUUGCUCCUAAUCGUGCUGACAGAGUCCGAUCUGGACAUCGCCUUCCUGAGAGACAUCCGCACAACACCAGAAUUCCAGCAGUUCCACUUUGAAUACUUCUGCCCGCUGCGGCGCUGGUUCGCCUGUAAACUUAGAUGGAUGGGAGGGCUCCUUAUCAGCAAGUAAACAUUGGGAAGAAAAAGGAAAAAAAAGAUGGCCAUCCUUUUCCCAAGUCACGAGCCACGGAUUUCCCUGUGUAGGAUCUCCCUCUUUAAUUGCAUCUGCCACUGUGGCAGGGAUAGAUUUCAUUGACUUGACUUGACUUAUAUCCCAAAAUUCAUUUAACAAAUUUUUGUUAACACGAAAUGUGAUUUAUCAGUGAAAUUAUAUUUUAAAAAGUGACCGUCUAAAUAGAUAAGAAUGAUCACUUUGGAUUGACUCUUUCAAAAAUGCCUCUCUGACAGUUUCAAUCAAAACCCAACAUUCUAUUCUUCAUUUUUUGUUAUAGCUCUUGUACUGGAGCUCCUCAGAUUGUGUAAGUGUACCUAAUGUUGUGGCCAGUAAGUGCUGUGUAUGUCAGGAUAUCAUCGUAGAUGACAACUAUGUGACAAUGAUGCGGAAACCAAUCUAAGUAAUGCUGUGUUCGCAUUUCAAGCAAACAAUGAGGAUGAUGUUGAGGGUGAGAAAAGUGUGAGAUGAAGGGUAUUUUGAUAAUAGAAAUUAAAGUCUGAUUUAUUUCAUACAACUUUGGGUGUAGCGGCAUGGAGGGUUUUUUAGUGCCAUGGUGGAAUGAACACAAAUGCAAAAUAAAUAAAUAUAAGGUGGUUUAAAUUAGUCAACAUAGAUUCAUGCAAAAUGAAAGGGAAACAACUUUCAUCUGAAAUAACUCCAGCUGCUUUAGUUAUGUAUAUACUGUACAUAUAUAAAUUACACACACACAAAUACAUCUAUCUAUAUCUAGCUAGCUACAUAUAUCAAUCUAUCUAGCUAGCUAUCUACCUACCUAGCUAGCGAUAUCUUUAGCUUGCUAGCUUAUAUGUAUAGAGUAUAUGUACAUAAUGACAUGUACCGUAUGUACAGUAUGUAUUUAUAUAUGAAAUUUACCGUAGUUUAUAAAAAGUAAUGUAGUAAUUACGUUUCAUUUGAAUUAUUAAUCGAUUUUAUUUUUGGCACUAAAAACCCUCCAUAUAACGAAUGGAAUUAGGGAUGUUAAGGGAUAUUAAUAAAUGUAGCACUACUGUUCAAGUCAUUUUGGCUGAUAUGAAUAUUGGUAUUCUUUGUGUACGUUUUGUCAUCAACGUUUACCAUCCAAAGACUUUUGAUGAAGAUUUUAGAUGAAUAAAAUUGUUCUUUUUUUUAAUUUAAAUAAACUAGGAGUUAAAUAAUGCUCACGGAUACAGUGUAAUAUACAAACAUCUUGUGUAAUAGGCCGAUGUGAGCUAAAGCUGGUCUUGCUAGUCAAGUGUUUGACUUCUCAAUGUGCAAUACUGGACACCAACUCAUCUGACAUUGCAAUGUGCACAGGUGAGUAUAAGUGCAGCAUUUUGCGUUAGUUGAAGGUUUUUAUGCUUUUUUUUAAUGUUUAAUGUGCUGCAGAGACUUUGAAUGGACUUGCAAUAGAGGCUCAGAUAAGUCCUGUUUACUGUACUGCUACUUUCAUCACCACACCAACCAAAGAAACCUGUUUUGUGUUGCUUCAGCCUUAGCCUGCAGUGUCUUCGACUGGACAAAUGGAAAUACUGUCGCCUGUGACUAUUGUGUUUUGCUCCUCAAAUUAGGCGAGUGUGACAACAUCGUCGAUUCUGUUAUGUAUGCAGCGGUAGGAAUAGCCCAAGAUGUGGAAAAUAUAA